GGUUAGUGAUUGGCAAAACACUGUCCGCGUAUUGACUAUUAUCUGCUGUAUAUCUGCUAGCUAUUCAUGAACAGGUAGUAACAGAAACUCCUGGUUUCUGUCUCUUCAGGUGUGUUCAGCCUGUAUGACCAUAUCAGGAACCCGGAAACCCACGCACCUGUGAGCCGACGUCAUUCGCUGAAAGUACCUGCAGCAACUCGUCCAGCUGAACUCACUCAGUUACUGAAACUACUUUCAGGAGACAAGACAAAGACGCCACGACGAGAAUUCGUAAAGGAAUAUAUUUAUAAGCAAUUUGGCAGUUUUAUUUGUACUUUGAUUGCGAGGAAUAUUGAAAGAGGAUUUGCAGACAAAUGGGCACCGCUCGGUUCGCGGUUUUGGCCAUUUUAAUCGCCGUUUUUCAGGCCUCAGAUUUAGUGACUGCUGAGGACCCAACAUGUGUACCUGGAUUCGAGUCAGAUGUGUUGAUUUUCAAAGUGCCUAGAAAGCGCCUGAUGCAGGGCACAAGACUGGGCAAAGUGGGCUUCACUGACUGCACAGACCGCACAAGAUUUCUUUUCAGGAGUGAUGACAGACGUUUCGUGGUACAGACAGACGGCAUAUUGACGGUAAACAGACAGGUUGUUCUUCAUGAAGGACACCAGGACUUCUUCAUCCACUCCUGGGACAAGCAAGGUCGCAAAAUGACUGUUCCUGUAAGGGUAUUGCACCAUGAGCGUCACCAUGGGAACCACCACCAAAAUGUUGAGCAACACCACAACCAUCAUCCCCACCUUACUGAAUGGGACUCUAAUAUCGCAGAGAGUACAGCCGAUCCACAGGUGCCUGUUCUGCAUUUCCCCAAGUCUGCCGAAGGGCUGAGGAGGAAGAAGAGAGAAUGGGUCAUUCCUGAUAUCAGUUUUCCUGAGAAUCACAGAGGACCCUUCCCCUUUAAAGUAUCUCAAAUCCGUUCUAAUGAAGAUAAAGUAAAGAAGAUCUAUUACAGCAUCUCUGGUCCAGGAGCUGAUCAGCCUCCUGUUGGCCUUUUCACCAUGGACAGAGACACUGGUAAUCUGUAUGUCACACAACCACUGGACAGAGAGACAGAAACCAAGUACACGUUUCAAGUGCAUGCUGUGGCAGAUGGUUCAGGAAAUGCUGAACAGCCUAUGGAUAUUACAGUGAUUGUAAUUGACCAGAACGACAACAAACCUGUUUUCACUCAAGCCACCUACCUGGGAGAAGUUGCUGAGGCCUCACCAAUAGGUUUUGAGGUGAUUAAGGUUGUGGCCACAGAUCUUGACGAUCCAAGUACUGCCAACGCAGAUAUCCACUACAGUAUUAUAAGCCAGGAGCCAAAGUUUCCCACUGACCUGUUUGCCAUCAACCCAGAAACUGGAGCCAUCAGAAUCGAUGUCCGUGGGCUAGACAGAGAGGCACACCCAAACCACACACUGGUGGUACGAGCGGCAGACAUGGAGGGAAAAGGGCUGGCUGGAGAAGCAACAGUAAUCCUAACUGUCACAGAUAGCAACGACAAUGCUCCGGCCUUCGCUCAGCCCUCUAGUACAGCCGAUCCACAGGUGCCUGUUCUGCAUUUCCCCAAGUCUGCCGAAGGGCUGAGGAGGAAGAAGAGAGAAUGGGUCAUUCCUGAUAUCAGUUUUCCUGAGAAUCACAGAGGACCCUUCCCCUUUAAAGUAUCUCAAAUCCGUUCUAAUGAAGAUAAAGUAAAGAAGAUCUAUUACAGCAUCUCUGGUCCAGGAGCUGAUCAGCCUCCUGUUGGCCUUUUCACCAUGGACAGAGACACUGGUAAUCUGUAUGUCACACAACCACUGGACAGAGAGACAGAAACCAAGUACACGUUUCAAGCGCAUGCUGUGGCAGAUGGUUCAGGAAAUGCUGAACAGCCUAUGGAUAUUACAGUGAUUGUAAUUGACCAGAACGACAACAAUCCUGUUUUCACUCAAACCACCUACCUGGGAGAAGUUGCUGAGGCCUCACCAAUAGGUUUUGAGGUGAUUAAGGUUGUGGCCACAGAUCUUGACGAUCCAAGUACUGCCAACGCAGAUAUCCACUACAGUAUUAUAAGCCAGGAGCCAAAGUUUCCCACUGACCUGUUUGCCAUCAACCCAGAAACUGGAGCCAUCAGAAUCGAAGUCCGUGGGCUAGACAGAGAGGCACACCCAACGCACACACUGGUGGUACGAGCGGCAGACAUGGAGGGAAAAGGGCUGGCUGGAGAAGCAACAGUAAUCCUAACUGUCACAGAUAGCAACGACAAUGCUCCGGUCUUCGCUCAGCCCUCUUAUGAGGCAACAGUAGCAGAAAAUAAAGGAGACACUCAGGUCACUGUGAUGUCAGUAACAGAUGGUGACGACCCACAGUCCCCAGCCUGGAACGCCAAGUUCACAAUUGUCAGUGGUGAUCCUGGAGGACUUUUCACUGUGAAAACAAGAAAUGACAAAAAAGAAGGAAUCAUUUCUACCACCAAGGGUCUUGACUUUGAGAAGAGCAGGAAGCACACUCUGUUGGUUGCAGUGGAGAAUGACAUUCCUUUUGCUACUCCGCUGCCCACUGCCACUGCAACAGUGCUGGUGACUGUGCAGGACGUCAAUGAAGCUCCAGUCUUUGAUCCAGUAGAGAAGCUUGUGUCAAAACGGGAGGACCUUGCCAUUGACAGUGACGUGGUGCAGUACACUGCUCUUGACCCAGACACUGCACGCAAACAGAAAGUCAUGUAUAGAAUAAUUAGAGACCCUGCAGGCUGGCUGAACGUGGACAAAGGGACGGGCCUGAUUAAGGUGAAAAGUGUCAUGGACAGAGAGUCCCCCUUCGUCAAGGACAACAAAUACACAGCACUCAUUGGUGCAUAUGACGAUGAUGAAGUCCCAGCCACAGGAACUGGUACUCUAAUGAUCCAGCUUGAAGAUGUCAAUGACAAUGCACCCACCAUCGAGGAACGUUCAAUCAAGGUGUGUAACAAGGCAUCGGUUCCUCAGCUGCUGUCGGUAACCGAUAAAGACGAACCGGGCUUUGGCGCUCCAUACAGCGUCUCUUUACAGGGCACGUCAAAGACCAACUGGACCGCUAGGAUGAACGACUCAAAAACGGGCAUCAUCCUGAAUUUAGCCACUGAGCUGGCCAGUGGAGACUACACUGUGGUCCUGAGGGUUUCAGACAAUCAGGGCCUGCAGCAGGACAGCACCGUCCAGGCCACAGUCUGUGACUGCACUGGGGAAGAAGUGUUGUGCAAAGGGCGUGUGGCAGGUGGCACCAAUCUGCCGGUAAUCCUGGGAAUACUGGGAGGCAUCCUGUUGCUGCUCAUGCUGCUGUUGCUGUUGCUGCUGUUUGCGAGACGGAGAAGAGGAGAGAAGAAGGAGCCUCUACUGCAGGACGACGAUAUCAGAGACAACAUCUAUUACUAUGACGAAGAGGGAGGCGGAGAGGACGAUCAGGACUAUGAUCUGAGUGUUCUGCACCGUGGUCUGGACAACCGGCCCGAGGUGUUCAGGAACGACGUGGUGCCAAGCUUCAUGCCGGCUCCUCGGUACCGGCCUCGCCCUGCCAACCCGGAGGAAAUCGGCAACUUCAUUGACGAUAACCUGAAAGCAGCUGACAAUGAUCCGACAGCACCCCCAUAUGACUCCCUGCUGGUGUUCGACUAUGAAGGAGGCGGCUCUGAUGCAGGAAGCCUCUCCUCUCUGAACUCGUCAAGCAGCGGAGACCAGGACUACGACUGCCUCCAUGAAUGGGGACCCCGCUUCAAGAAACUGGCCGACAUGUACGGAGGAGGCGAAGAUGACAUGCUCUAAAUAUACUAAAGAACAAACAAUGUAGAUGGGUGGAUGCACAUAUGGCUGCGUGAAUGUUAGCUUGAUGUAUAGAACUGAUAAAUGAAUGCAUCCCAGGGAAAGUACGGUCAGCCAGACAUCAGUAGGCCCACAGAUGGGUUUUUCCUGUGUGUGGGGAAUGUGGUUUACCUUUUUUAGAUGCAGUUCUAUUAGCAGUUAACAGCCACUGCUCAGAAGCCAGAGGAUGAGUUUGGGGUUUUUUGUUUUUUUUAUACACGAGUUCCCCAUUUUGAACGGUUAAUCUGUCUGCCUGUCCUUUAGAUCCCUGUUUGACUUCUAUGCUAAAGAAUGAUGAUGUGGCUCCAGAACUCAAUGAACAGAAAAAAAAUUUUUUUUAUUAAUUUUGUGCUGAUAUUUUAGCCUGCGUUGCAGCUUACUGGGUGACACUGGACACACACACAGAUGCUUGUAGAUGCACUGGUAAUGUUUGUGCGAAUUUGGCAAUGUAUGGUACUUUACGUUCUUUGUUGUUUGUGGAGUUUGUACUACUGCUUCAGUUGAAUUUAAUUGUUUUUUUUGUAUUUCUGUUUUGAGGAAUGAAUUUACAGAUAAUGGUGAAAUCCAGGUAGCCAGCCAACGCCACAUCGCCCUCUGAGGGUGUGGUCAGGGAGUUAUCAAUAAAUGCUUUUUAAAAUGUUUAAGUGUCUGUUCAGUUGACAUCUUUAUCACUUUGUAAUGUCAAACACUUUUUGCUGUUACCUCCAAAGGUACUUUAUUACAAACAGUUAAUUUUGAAUUUUUUAUAAAGUUAUCAAUACAAUGA
Molecule: messenger RNA, 4593 nt
Organism: Siniperca chuatsi (mandarin fish)
Lineage: Eukaryota; Metazoa; Chordata; Actinopteri; Centrarchiformes; Sinipercidae
Product: B-cadherin-like
Biological process (GO): cell-cell junction assembly; adherens junction organization; homophilic cell-cell adhesion
Cellular component (GO): catenin complex; cytoplasm; plasma membrane
Molecular function (GO): calcium ion binding; cadherin binding
Source: RefSeq, a predicted model, not a curated record